AUGAAGACGAUGCCGACGUACUCGCCGUGCUGCAGCAGAACCGAGGCGCGUGGGCGCUCGGCAACGACGUUUCGCCCAACGACACUUGAGCAGCAGAUCUACAACGUCAUCGGCCACACCGACAACCAAGGUAAGGACGCUCAAUGUAUUCUUGAAUGUACACAGGCCCGUGAAUCUCGCAUCCGAGGAGCUCCGCCCGUUUUACGCGGGGCAUUUGAUUUCGGAUUUCAUGUUCGCGGCCUCUCCGUCAUGCACUUUGAGCGCGUACGGCGAGCGACACCGCUGGAUGCGUCCGGUUCCGUGAUCAAUAUGACAGAUUUUUCCAGGAAGAACGGCCUCCAAUCAGCCACAACCGACCCUUCGUACACAGUGUUCAUGGAUGCGCUUACUAAUCUCCGUCAAUUCGGAAGGAAGUUUUACAACGCAGACACUAUGGACCGCCUUCUGCUAUGGAUCAAUAUGAAGCUGGGCAAGUUUCGUGGUCUAGUCAUCUCUGACGGCCUGGCAGUAGCAAUCCUAGUCAAAGACGAGUUCUCCCUUCACGACUCGCUACUGGCGGUACUGCUCUAUGAUCUACAAAAAGCCAAACUGAUUGAGCUGGAGGCUAUGCUGAAAGCGCAACAACACGCGACCACUUCGAUGCAUAGCCGGCCGCGAGAGUCUCGGCCGACCAGACAAAGUAGCGGAGUACCCAAGAGCCUGACGCGCACUUUGCCGAAGCAAGGAUCGCUCGAGCUGUGCCUCAAGUACCUGUCAAAAACUGGGUGCAAUGGAAACGGUGUCCCAGGAAAGUUUUUUUCAAAGUACCGCGCACAUUUUCGGCCCAAGUCACUCUCUCCAGAAGCCAAGACCCAUAUUGAGACCCACUUCGGCGGACUCGCACCGGAGUUCGUCGACCUCUGA
This is a messenger RNA of Phytophthora infestans T30-4, 903 nucleotides long. RefSeq lists its product as uncharacterized. The transcript has 3 exons. Bases 1 to 903 code for a protein of 300 amino acids. NCBI's taxonomy places the organism in Eukaryota, Oomycota, Peronosporomycetes, Peronosporales, Peronosporaceae. The record is from RefSeq and is a predicted model, not a curated record.